Molecule: messenger RNA, 405 nt
Organism: Cooperia oncophora
Lineage: Eukaryota; Metazoa; Nematoda; Chromadorea; Rhabditida; Trichostrongylidae
Source: the annotation of a GenBank genome assembly
AUGGACACCGAGCAUCGGGUCAUUCUCAACGUUGGUGGUAUACGACAUGAGACCUACACACAUGUACUGAAAAAGAUUCCUGCCACCAGGCUGUCGAGGUUGACACCGAAUCUUGCCAACUAUGAUCCGGUGCUGAAUGAAUACUUCUUCGACCGACAUCCUGGUGUAUUUUCGAUGAUAUUGAAUUACUAUAGGACAGGUAAACUCCACUAUCCAACAAAUGUCUGUGGACCAUUGUUCGAGGAAGAGUUGGAAUUCUGGGGACUAGAUGCUAAUCAGGUCGAGCCUUGCUGUUGGAUGACGUAUACGCAACACAGAGAUACACAGGACACUUUAGCCGUGAUCGAGUCAUUAGAUCUAGAUGGUGAUCCUCCGACUCAGGAAGAGGUGAGGAGUGUUUCAUUA